Diplodia corticola is the source of this 1065-nucleotide messenger RNA. Its product is annotated as pf02656 domain containing protein. The coding region runs from base 1 to 1065 and encodes 354 amino acids. The record is from RefSeq and is a predicted model, not a curated record. NCBI's taxonomy places the organism in Eukaryota, Fungi, Ascomycota, Dothideomycetes, Botryosphaeriales, Botryosphaeriaceae. The transcript has 2 exons.
AUGGCGCCAUUCUGGAAGGAUAAGGGCGCCUUAUCCUCCACUGCCUCCGGACGCACUUCCGAGGCGCAUCAUCGCUCGUCUUCGUCUUCGUCCUCGUCCUCGUCCUCGUCCUCCUCCGCAUCCUCGUCUGCAAAGCAGCACCGACAGCAACAAGUCAGACCGACACCACCACAGCAGCACUCAGAAGAUUCUACGUCGGCCUCCGGAUCGAACUCUCGCGUUGCUCAAUUCACAUCAUCCGUCCGCUCGAGCAACCUGAGCGUCAGCUUCAAGGAGAUAGUGUCAUACUCGUCCAGCCGCGCCGUUGGUGUUCUGCAGGGCGGCAGCAGCAGCAACGACGUGCCCGACGUUGCGGGCACGGAACGCAGGUGGUCGGAGCAAAGACAGGCUUCAAUGGCUAGCCGGCUUGCCAACAAUGGGGAUGCCGCCGCGAACAACAGCGCCGACGAGACGACAGGAAUACUGGGCGCGGAUAGGAAUGGCACCGGUCAGCGUACCUACAAUACCAAUGGAGGAACGGGCCUAAUUGGCCGUGAUUCCUCAAGUAUUAGGAGGAGAGCCAACGGGCAGGAUGGCGGCGCUGGAAAUGGGGCCACGGAUGUGCAGGAGGCACAGACGGAGGACUCUUGGUGGCAGAAGUUUUCUGAGAAGUACGGGAGUGUUGAAUUGGAUAAUAAGGGAAGUGUUGCUAGGGAUCAUUUGGCGCUUGAACGCACCUUCCUCGCCUGGCUCCGUACUUCGCUCUCCUUCGCGAGCAUCGGUAUCGCCGUAACACAACUUUUCCGCCUCAACACGUCAAUCUCACCCGGCGACCACGACCUCCAGGACCACGAUCGUCUGCGCCAUGUCGGCAAGCCAUUGGGCGCGACUUUCAUAGCCAUUUCGAUCGUCAUCCUCUUCAUCGGCUUUCACCGCUACUUCGAGUCCCAGCAUUAUGUCAUCCGCGGCAAGUUCCCGGCUAGCAGGGGCUCAAUUAUGGUGGUCAGCGCUAUAGCGGGGGCAUUGAUCGUGAGCAGCCUUGUUGUGGUCUUGGUGGUAGCGCCGAAGGCAUUUGAACGUCGGUAA